GGGCUCGGGGUGAAGCGAAGGGCGUGAUAGGGGUUCCUUGACUUUGUCUAAAUGGAAUGGUGUGUGAAGACUAGGUAUUGUUGAGUUAUAUUGCGAUACGGCACCAUGUAAAGAUUAAUGGGAAGAAGGAUAAGAUACCCAAAGUCAUCUAUAACGAAGAAUCGAAUAUCCAGCAGCUUCACGGAGCAUCAUAUUUUUGAAGUACUAGAAGAAUUGUCGAACGUCUCGCGUGCACGUGGUGCAAGAUGGAUCCAGUCAAUACCAAAACUUACGAGUUACCUGUCGACGUAACCUGGCUAAGUGCGGUUAUCUUCCCUGAUGACUUCAGAAAAACAAUAAACUAAUUAUUUACCUGAAAAGUUACCGGUUGCUCAUCUGGUAUCGGUCGUGCUAUCUCGGAACUAGUUGCCAGCAAAUCAAACCAGCGCUUGAUUGCAACAGCGUGAAACCCUUCAGAUCUGUCUUAUCUCCCUGAUUCCAAUCCCAAUAUCCUCAAACUCGCCCUCGACGUAACUUCCCCUACUUCCGUCAACGAGGCAUUUUUUACCGCGUCAAAGCAUUUCGGCGAAUCCUUUCAUCUCGAUGUUGUCAUCAACAAUGCCGGUUAAUCACUUUCCGGAGACAUAGAAACCGCAACUGAAGAAGAAGCACAUUUAGAAAUCGAUACAUUAUUUUUCGGCAACGCAAGAGUAACAAUGAAAGCCGUUGAAAUUAUGCGCCAGCACAAAGAACAUCGAGGAGGAGUAAUAUACCAAAUUUCUUCACUUGCUGGAUUAUGCUCUUUUCCCGGUAAUGCUUACUACCAUGCCGGUAAAUACGCCGUGGAAGGUUGUACUGAGUCUGUAGCACGAGAAAUGCAUCCCGAUUGGAAUAGCAGGUAUUUAUUUUCCCCAAGGUAAACUUUACCUAACCUCUUCCCAUAAGUCAAUUUCUGUAUAAUCGAGCCCUCAGGUGUUAAAACCAAUUUCGAAAGCCACGGAAAAUCCCACACUUCACCUCAUCCCGCUUAUACCGCUCCUGAUAUGCCCGCUCUAAUGCUUGAAAAAUGGGUAAAUAUGGGCAUCAAAAGCGGUGUUGGUAUGCUUGAGCCUACUGCAAUAGCAGAAACUAUUUACAUGAUAGCUAAUCGUGGAGAGAAAUUGCCGCUUCGACUUCCUUUAGGGCCAACGACGUGGAAAUUUAUUAGACAGAAAUACGAGGGAUUUUUAGGGGAUUUGGAUGCUAUCAAGGAUAUUAGUGCAAUGCGGAAGGAGAUCUGACUUCAUUUGGUGGGUUUCUGGGUGGUUAGGGAAGAUUUCUUAUGGUAAUGGGUCAUGAUGGGUUGGGGAGAUGAGUUGUAGCAAAGAGGGGUUGAGCAUCUUUUCCAUGCCGGGCUUUAUCGCAGAAACAUUGAUCUUCCCGAGGAUUUUAUGAACUUCCUUUUGAUUCGAAACCAAAUUCAUACAAGUGGACCUAACCA
Messenger RNA from Sclerotinia trifoliorum, 1459 nucleotides. The record is from the annotation of a GenBank genome assembly. NCBI's taxonomy places the organism in Eukaryota, Fungi, Ascomycota, Leotiomycetes, Helotiales, Sclerotiniaceae.